UUGAAACACAGACAGAAAAUGGGGGAGCAAGUGGAAGAGCUGAACCAGCACAGACAGCUUUCCACAGGAAAGAAAGGUGGUUUAGUCACCAUGCCCUUCAUCAUAGCAAAUGAGGCAUUUGAGAAGGUGGCUAGCUAUGGUUUGGUGCCCAAUAUGAUUCUUUAUCUGAUUAGUGAUUACAAGAUUGGUGUGGCUAAAGGCACCAACAUCCUCUUUCUCUGGACUGCAGCUUCCAAUUUUGCUCCUGUUUUGGGUGCAUUUCUUUCAGAUUCAUACUUGGGUCGAUUUCUCACCAUUGGUUUGGGUUCCUUAUUCUCCCUUUUGGGUAUGUUUCUGCUAUGGUUAACAACAAUGGUUCCAAAUCUAAAGCCACCUGCUUGCAAUCAAUUAACUGAAACCUGCAAACAAGCCACACAUUCUCAAUAUGCUUUCUUGAUCUUUGCCUUCAUAUUCAUUUCAAUGGGAUCAGGGGGUGUAAGACCAUGUUCUUUAGCAUUUGGUGCUGAACAAAUAGACAAUAAAAACAAUCCCAAUAAUGAGAGGGCAUUAGAGAGCUUUUUUGGAUGGUAUUAUGCUGCUGCUGCGACUGCGGUUUUGAUUGCGUUUACGGGUAUCGUUUAUAUUCAAGAUCAUGCCGGUUGGAAGGUGGGUUUUGGGGUUCCUGCGAUUCUUAUGUUGUUAUCUGCACUUUUGUUCUUUGCUGCUUCCACUCUGUAUGUGAAGAUGAAAGUUAAAAAGAGCUUGUUCACUAGCUUCAUACAAGUGAUUGUGGUUGCUUAUAAGAACCGAAAACUCCCAUCUCAGCCUCCGAAUGCUGAUGCGUGGAAUCAUCAUAAAGAUUCACCCGAUGCCGUGCCCACCAAAAAAUUAAGGUUCUUGAACAAAGCUUGCAUCAUUCAGAACCCGAAAGACUUGACCGCGGAUGGAGUUGCUUCCGAUCCGUGGAGUCUAUGCACGGUUGAGCAAAUCGAAGAACUGAAAUCACUGAUCCGGGUUCUGCCAUUAUGGUCUUCGGGAAUCAUGAUGUCGAUAAACGUGAGCCAAUCUUCUUUUCCUGUAAUCCAAGCUUCCACCAUGGAUAGACACCUUGGAUCGAGCUUCCAGAUUCCGGCAGGCUCCUUCGCUUUCUUCACGAUCGCGGUAUUAGCACUUUGGGUCGUGCUUUAUGAUCGUGUUAUCCUCCCAUUCGCAUCAAAACUCCGAGGAAAACCAGUCCAUCUUGGCGUCAAAUUAAGAAUGGGUAUCGGUCUAGUUUUCUCCUCCAUGGCCAUGGUGGUUUCCGCCAUUGUUGAACAUGCUCGAAGAAAGAAAGCAAUCGAACAAGGGCUGUUCAACAGCCCUCAAACCGUUGUCGCCAUGUCAGCAAUGUGGUUGGUCCCACAAUACUGCCUCCAUGGAUUAGCAGAAGCUUUUAGUGCAAUCGGGCAGAACGAAUUCUACUAUUCGGAGUUCCCGAAAAGCAUGUCGAGCAUUGCUGCUUCUCUUUUCUUGUUAGGAAUGGCUGUGGCUAACUUGUUGGCUAGCCUGAUCCUUAGCACGAUCGAAAAGCUCACGAAAGAUGGUCGUAAAGAAGGGUGGAUCGCCACCAAUAUCAACCAAGGCCGCUACGAUAGUUACUAUUGGGUUCUAGCCAUAAUGAGCUUCGCGAACCUUUUGUACUUCGUGGCUUGCAGUUGGGCUUACGGCCCUUGUGCUGACGAAUUGGUGAAACAGGAGACGAAAAGUAGUAAAGACUCGACCGAGGAGUUGCAACGAGCGAGAUCCGUAGCAGACGAAAGGCAAAGCCUGUUUUCUAGCUUGCCAUCGUGAUCGGUUUUCAAGAAAAUCUUGGAAAUAUAAGGUGUUUUUCAAGAACCCUAAUGAAAGAUUGAAGGGGAAAAAAAAAAGGGGGUGUCGGUGAAUCACGAAAGCGAUCCCAAUGGAUCGAUUUCGGAAUGGGGAAUGUUGUUUAGGUUGUGUUUGGUUUGAUGUUUGAUGAUGAUAGAAAGGUGGGAAGACAAGUUGUUUGUGGUGUCCAUAGAACGGGUUUCGUCGGGUAGUUUUUGUAUUACGGAUGUCGUAAUCGGUCGGAUCGAUCGAACUCGGAAAUAUACUUGUAAACAUAAAUAUUAAGUGUGUUUUUAAGGUUUUUGUUUGAAGUUGCAAAUAGGGUUGUGUUGGAAUUGUAUGAAUUAAUUAAUUGUGUUGUAAAUGAAAAAGUAAUGGAUUCAGAAACCAUUUGAAUUGUGUCGUACUGA
Cynara cardunculus var. scolymus (artichoke) is the source of this 2237-nucleotide messenger RNA. Its product is annotated as protein NRT1/ PTR FAMILY 1.2-like. Gene Ontology annotation, cellular component: plasma membrane. The record is from RefSeq and is a predicted model, not a curated record. NCBI's taxonomy places the organism in Eukaryota, Viridiplantae, Streptophyta, Magnoliopsida, Asterales, Asteraceae. Gene Ontology annotation, molecular function: transmembrane transporter activity. The transcript has 4 exons. The coding region runs from base 19 to 1809 and encodes 596 amino acids. Gene Ontology annotation, biological process: transmembrane transport; oligopeptide transport.